AAACACACCAUGUCUGAAGCUUCUAUUAUCACCAUUCCCUCCGAAACUUUCACAUGCAACAUUGUGCCGUGCCAGAUCCAGUACACGGGCGAAGCCGACCAUGCGUUGCUCACCACGUCGCGCGAAGAGAGCCGGAUAACGGCCGAGAAUGAAACGCUAAACAAGGCUGGUACCGCCUCCAUUGAUGACGUGGUUUAUCUCCGUGGCCGCAAGCUUUUGGGGAAACGGGUAGAUAUGGGUAGUUAUGAGGGCCACAUCCUCCAGAGGGAGGAGACUCUUGCUGAAGAAGGCUUAUCCUCACGGUACACAUCGGUUGGCAGGUUUGACAGGAUGGUGUUGUUUGCGCACGAGCAGGUUCCAGAUCUUCUCAACUGCCAGUGGGGGAAUUUGGCCGAAAUGGCCCAGGCUGCUGACAUUAUCCAUGGAUAGAGAUUUGACUUUCCUAUGGUUCAUGAUCGUGACGAUGAAUAGAGGUGUACAACUACCACUGAUUUACCCAGAAUGGGUAAGACCGUGUUUCGGCCAUAUCACCAGUGAGAGACAGGCGAAACAGUUUCAAUUCAUUUCCUCCCACCGUUUCGCCUUCCCCACUGCAUCUUGAAAUAGACUGGCUAUGUAAGGAAUGUGAAUUGAUCUCUAUCCCGUACGGUGCACCUACCCUUACAAAUAUUUUGUAUAUUCAUAUUCCAACUUUACCCAAAAUAGAAUCAUCAAUAACUGGUAUAACUAAGUGUUUUAAACUUGUUUUUUGUCCAACAGAGUCAGAG
This is a messenger RNA of Babjeviella inositovora NRRL Y-12698, 767 nucleotides long. RefSeq lists its product as uncharacterized. Gene Ontology annotation, biological process: RNA catabolic process. The record is from RefSeq and is a predicted model, not a curated record. NCBI's taxonomy places the organism in Eukaryota, Fungi, Ascomycota, Pichiomycetes, Serinales. Gene Ontology annotation, cellular component: ribonuclease H2 complex. Bases 10 to 429 code for a protein of 139 amino acids. The transcript has a single exon.